Molecule: messenger RNA, 432 nt
Organism: Thermothelomyces thermophilus ATCC 42464
Lineage: Eukaryota; Fungi; Ascomycota; Sordariomycetes; Sordariales; Chaetomiaceae
Exons: 3
Coding region: 1-432 (143 amino acids)
Biological process (GO): protein transport; clathrin-dependent endocytosis
Cellular component (GO): AP-2 adaptor complex; intracellular membrane-bounded organelle
Molecular function (GO): clathrin-cargo adaptor activity
Source: RefSeq, a predicted model, not a curated record
AUGUUGUCAUUCAUCCUCAUCCAGAACCGGCAGGGCAAGACCCGCCUUGCCAAGUGGUACGUCCCUUACAGCGACGAGGAAAAGAUCAAGCUCAAGGGCGAGAUCCACCGGCUCGUCGCGCCCCGCGAUCAGAAGUACCAGUCCAACUUUGUCGAGUUCCGCAACCACAAGGUCGUCUACCGCCGGUACGCCGGCCUCUUCUUCUGCGCCUGCGUCGACACCAACGACAACGAGCUCGCCUACCUCGAGGCCAUCCACUUCUUCGUCGAGGUGCUCGACGCCUUCUUCGGCAACGUCUGCGAGCUCGACCUCGUCUUCAACUUCUACAAGGUCUACGCCAUCCUCGACGAGGUCUUCCUCGCCGGCGAGAUCGAGGAGACCAGCAAGCAGGUCGUCUUGACCCGUCUCGAGCACCUGGACAAACUGGAGUGA